Molecule: messenger RNA, 1176 nt
Organism: Penaeus indicus
Lineage: Eukaryota; Metazoa; Arthropoda; Malacostraca; Decapoda; Penaeidae
Product: homeobox protein aristaless-like
Exons: 8
Coding region: 1-1176 (391 amino acids)
Biological process (GO): regulation of transcription by RNA polymerase II
Cellular component (GO): nucleus
Molecular function (GO): DNA-binding transcription factor activity, RNA polymerase II-specific; sequence-specific double-stranded DNA binding
Source: RefSeq, a predicted model, not a curated record
AUGUGUCAGUUGUCUAAUGCCUUUCUUUCCACCACAGCAGGACUGAACGUCAAAGUAGAGGAUGACAACCCGGCCCAGUCCACGCCCACAGCCGUCAGCACCCCCACGCCCACAACCCCUUCACAGACACCCACGCCCAUGACCCAGCCCAGCCAAGGGAAGAGAGAGCACGAGACACGCGAAGAAUCUUCCCACCAGAAGGUGAAACAGCGGCGGUCACGUACAAACUUCACGCUCGAGCAGCUGAACGAACUGGAGCGGCUCUUUGACGAGACCCACUACCCGGACGCCUUCAUGAGGGAGGAGCUGUCGCAGCGGCUGGGUCUCUCGGAAGCCAGAGUGCAGGUGUGGUUCCAGAACAGACGAGCCAAAUGCAGGAAGCACGAGAGCCAGAUGCACAAAGGUUCUCGGCGUUUUUCGCAGUUCGUUGAUUUUUUCCAAGUAAAAAGUCACAUUAUAGCGCCCGUGUUCUUAUAUCAAAUUAUACUGAUUACUGAUUCCGCUCACGUCGGGGGCUCUGCCGUCCCCGUGCACGCUCGUAGCCAUCCUCUGUACCCGCUCCUGCGCCGAGACAAUGUCAUUAGCAGGAUGUACACAAUGCCGAAAGUCUGGAAAAUCCGAGCUAAUCAUAUUCAGGCAAGAUCCAAGACCGGCAUGCUGCUCUCGCCGUCGUCCACCGCCACCUCACCGAUGGGCGUGAUGCCAGCCAGCAGCGUGGGCCUCGGCAGUUCGGGCGGAGUGGGCGUGCCCCUCGAGGCGUGUCGCGUGGCGCCCUACGUGUCUCCGCUUCGCCUUCACCCUCCUGCGUACGACAGGCUGCCCACGCUGCCGGCGCUCUCGCUCGACCCCGCGCUGCUCUCCGCCGCCCAUCAGUACGCUGCGGCGGCCGUGUCCCUCAGCGCGGGCAUCACGGGGGUCUCCAGCACUACCAGCAGCAGCACGAGCAGCAGCACCAGUAGUCUCAGCAGCAGUAGUACUGGGGGCAGCAGUGGCGGCACCAGCAACCCCUUGUCGUCUCCGCCCCUGCUGUACUACCCGCACCCCACCUACCCCCUCGCCCUGUCCGCCCUCGCCGCCGCCGAGAGGAUCUCCUCCAAGAACUCCUCCAUAGCCGAGCUCAGACUGAAGGCCCGCAAGCACGCCGAGGCCCUCGGACUCACCAUGCCGCCGACAUAA